Messenger RNA from Dibothriocephalus latus, 219 nucleotides. The record is from the annotation of a GenBank genome assembly. Lineage: Eukaryota; Metazoa; Platyhelminthes; Cestoda; Diphyllobothriidea; Diphyllobothriidae.
GGCAUCUAUGGGGGCAACAGAAGUGCCCUGAACUGUAACAAAAGCCAUCGGUCUGCAGUCUCCAUUCCAUGUAUUGAAAAGCCGCAGUCUGUUCUGUCACUCCUAAACAUCAGCAACUACGACUUUAUCAUCGACUUCACCGUCCUGAACAUAUUCUUCAUCCUCCUUCGAAUUCUGUGUUUUGUCGUACUCUACGCAAAGGCCAAGUCCAGCACCUAG